UGGGGAGGUGGUGGGGAUGUGCUUCCGCAGGCUCGGGGGGGGGGGGGGGGGGGGGGGGGGGGGGGGGGGGGGGGCAACAUGGGUGUACUGGGAUGUCAAGGACUCCCUAGUCCUCGUGCGUUGCAAGAGAGACCAAGAAGACUACUUUGCCAAUGCCAGGAACAACUUUGCCAACGCGGGCAGCAAGUUUGCGAGAAUGAAGAUGAAGGACUGGAGGUGGAGGGAAAUCGCGAAGCGGAUGGACCAACGGGGGGUUAAGAGUGACUGGGCCCCUGCAUGAAGAGAUGGGAAAGCAUUGUAGGGUGUAUAAGAAGAUCUUGGAGAGAGAGGCAGACUCCGGCUUCCAAUCUUUUUUCACUUUCAUGGCGAAGCAGCGGAAGGAGAAGGUCUACAACUUCACGAUGGACCGAUCCUUGUAUGACGCCAUUGAUGCAAUGCAGGGCAGCAACCAAGCCAUUCACCCGCCGAACUUGGCGGACACCGGAGCGAGGGAGGUGCCGCUGUCUCAAGAAGGCGAACAAAGCCAGGUUCGUGGCAAGACUGCAGUCGGCAAGCCGUCGGCAAGCGAGAACUUGGACGAUGUCGACGAUGGAUACGCCAGCAGGUUGUCAGGCAGUGGGCCGCCUGGGAAGCGCAAGAAUGAACGGCAGAUGACGUUCGAGGCUGUUACCGACGAUGAAGACGUGCAUUUUGGCUGGAGGAAGGCAUAUGCUAAUGUACGACAACAAUUUGAAUGACACAGAAUGAAAGAAGAUGUGAUAACAUGUGUAAGAACUUGUCCUGUCUAUCAACGGAACAAACUGUCCCAUGAGAA
This is a messenger RNA of Chara braunii, 814 nucleotides long. The record is from the annotation of a GenBank genome assembly. NCBI's taxonomy places the organism in Eukaryota, Viridiplantae, Streptophyta, Charophyceae, Charales, Characeae.